AGUGGAAAUUGCUUGUUGUAAUGUAAUCUAAAAGAAUACAAGCAUAUUUUUUCAUUUUAUUUCUUCGGUUAUUCAAUGAUUUAUAUAAAGUUUCUAUAGUGGAUUAUAUUGAACGGAUAAUCAAAAUUAAGUUAGUGUAAAUUUAAUUAGUGUCUUCUUUUAUUUUGGCGCCUUUGCAGUACAAUAUAGAGUGGAGUUGUUACAAAAUAUUGCAAAAUGACUUCAGCUUUAUAUUUGGAACAUUACCUGGACAGUUUGCAGCAUUUACCUAUAGAAUUACAAAGAAAUUUUAAAUUAAUGAGGGAUCUCGACGACAGAGCUCACGGCCUAAUGAGGACAAUUGAUCUUAUGGCCGAUGAAUUGCUUCCUAAUAUUCCGAAAAUGGACGAAGAAACUAAAAAAGAAAAGGUGAAUACAAUUCAGGGUUUAUUUAAUAAAGCUAAAGAGUAUGGAGAUGAUAAAGUGCAGCUCGCCAUUCAGACCUACGAAUUAGUUGAUAAACACAUACGUCGCCUUGAUUCUGACCUCGCACGUUUCGAGUCCGAAAUACAAGAGAAAGUAAUGAGCUCUCGCGCAGCUCAACAGGCUGCCACGGAUCAGGAGUCUAAUCCUGCUACUGUUAAAAAAGGAAGGAAAAAGCACAAGGGAAGUGAGAAAGCCGCAGCGACAACAGGUAAGAAAAAGCGCACGGGCGCAUCGAGCGAGGAGGACGCAGUCGCUAGUGGACGGUCGGCGGCUAAGAAAAAAGCUCAACGAAAAGGUACUACAACUACAACCACAGCUGUUAAAGAGCAGGAAGAAAAUGCGGACCUGGAUUCUGUUGCGGGAAUGGCGCAUCCCAGUGACGUGCUAGAUAUGCCUGUUGAUCCAAAUGAACCUACAUACUGCCUUUGUCACCAAGUGUCCUACGGAGAAAUGAUAGGGUGUGAUAAUCCCGACUGCCCUAUUGAGUGGUUUCACUUUGCAUGUGUAGAUCUUAAAAUUAAGCCAAAAGGCAAGUGGUAUUGUCCGAAGUGUACUCAAGACAGAAAAAAGAAAUGAUCCACAGUUAAACCACCUGUUAAACAAGCAGAAAAGACUGUCACUGUUAAAAAAGAAACAAAGUGAUUAUAUUAGUCUAUAGGCAUAGUAUCUAAUAUAACAUAUUGUUUUCUAUUAAAAUAUAUAUGGAUUAAUAUAGAAUUAAUUUAUUUUUAGUGUAAAUUGAUGAAAUUAAUGUAAGUUUAAGAAUAAUAUAGGAAAAGUCAUUUUAAUGCUGAUAUAGCUUAUAAUAAAUUAAAUCCAAAAUGUGUUAUAGUGAAAAUGAAUAUUUUAUUCCGUCUAAUAUGAUUUCUUUUGAUCUAAGUAAUAUUAUCAACUAGUGAAGGCAAAAAUAUUUCAAUUGUUAUAUUAAUGUUUCAAUUUAACUAAAUAUCUUACAUAUAUUAACACUGGAUUUUAGUGCUUCCAUAGCAAUUUCAUUAGACCCUAACUUUUAUGUAAUAAUAUUUCGUAACAAUUUUAGUCAGAACUUAUAGUUGAACGAUGAAAGUACUUAUAAGUUACACAAAGACUGAAGUUCGUAAAUUCUAAAUCAAUAGUUGUUGAUUUAAUAUGGUUAAUAUUAUCAAUUAUUUGUUUCAUUUACAGUAUUUCACCACAAAUGAGCCAGCGAAUUUGUGAGUUCACAAAUUGACCAUUUGAAAAAUAAAUAAAACCAAAUUUUUAUUCAAUUACUUAUCAACUUAGAAAAUCAAAUUUUAAUGAUCUUGUUUUAAGGAAAUUAAAAGUGAGAAAUAAUGUUGUUUACUGCCAUUUAAAUUAUGUAUUUCUCAUUGUUACAUAUUAAUAGAAAGACAAGAAAAUAUGUUAAACAAUACUAUAUCCAUUUAACCUUAUCAUAUAUUUUUAUUUGAGGCUAAAAUUACUGCCAAUUUAACAUAAUAUGGCUAAAUUAGGUAAAAGAUGUAUAUAUAAAAAAAGUUAUUAAGCAAUAGUAGAUAAAUUUGAUCUGAUAAAAUGAAUUCGAGAAUGUUACUGUAUAACAAGAAUGAACAGGCAAAUAACAAUAGUUUUGGUUUUGUUUAAUAAAAAUCAAGUUGAUCUGUAUGUUACAUUGGGAAUACUCCGAUUGUUAUUUAAUAACUGUUACAAAUGAUGUUUUAAAACGAAACUCUUUUACAUAAGGUUUUAUCUUUGUGAAUAGUUUGAUCAAUACUAAUCAAUACUUACUGAACUAUAUUGACUUUGUAAAAGGAACAAAAGCUAAAGCGCCAAAAUGGUAUUUUUAAGAAACGAGUUUUCCUUUUUUUUUUUCAGAUAAAUACUGCAGCUUGUACAAAUUUAGAAGCAAAAGAUAAAAAAUAAAUAUAAAUACUACUUUCCUUUGAACUAAAUUGCAUUAAAAUAACUGAGUUAUAUUUUUUCUGAAUAAGAACACUUUAAACUUCAAUUAAUUAAAUACCAUUUUAGUGAUUUAGCGUUUCUUCCUUUCCAACGACAAUAUGAUAUUUAACAUUUUCUGACACAAUAUUUAUUUUUAUUAUUUAAUUAUGACAUACCUACUGCAUCGAUGUAUGUUUAAUUUGAAAAUAUGCUAUUUUGGUCUUAUUUGAUUUCUAUGUUAUUUUAAGUGCAUCACUAAAAGUAACCUUUCCAGACAAAUGACUUGAUAAAAAAUCUUUUGCACCACCUUUAUAUGACAAUAACACGAGAAAAGUAACUGGCCAAGUUUAUGUCAGUAGAUUAUACAGAUGUGGGAACUAACUGAAAUGUGCAUUUAAUAGAAAAAUUAAAAUUGUCAAAUAGCAAUAAAUUAAAAUAUAACAUUUUUGUUCGAUUUAAAUUGUAUUUAUAUAUUAGGGUGUGUUUCUACUGAAAUUAUUGGCAAUUUUUUGCUUGCAACUGUUUGUGAUUCCUCAAAAAGUCACCAAAAAUUUGCUAAUAACUUUAUGGUUAUUAUUAAAAACUUUUGUUACCAAAGUUCGAUGACAGAGUUGCCAAUGAUCCUUUUAUUAGAAACGCAGCUUUAGUGAUACAUCAUAUUUUAGGAUAUCAAAGGUUCAGAGUUAUAUCACUAUAAAGUGUCAAAUUAAUAAAGUUCGGUAAUUCUAAAUAUUAAAAAGUAUCAUGUUUACAUUUUUAUAUGAACUGUAUCAUGCUAAGUUGCUACAACCGCAGAUUAAGUAGCUUGUGAUAGAUAUUUUGCACUUUACUCACAAUAGGGAUAUAUCUAUUAG
Molecule: messenger RNA, 3218 nt
Organism: Vanessa atalanta (red admiral)
Lineage: Eukaryota; Metazoa; Arthropoda; Insecta; Lepidoptera; Nymphalidae
Gene: Ing5
Product: inhibitor of growth protein 5
Exons: 1
Coding region: 217-1041 (274 amino acids)
Biological process (GO): regulation of DNA-templated transcription
Cellular component (GO): nucleus
Source: RefSeq, a predicted model, not a curated record